This is a messenger RNA of Budorcas taxicolor (takin), 1953 nucleotides long. Its product is annotated as eukaryotic translation initiation factor 4B-like. The record is from RefSeq and is a predicted model, not a curated record. The transcript has a single exon. NCBI's taxonomy places the organism in Eukaryota, Metazoa, Chordata, Mammalia, Artiodactyla, Bovidae. Bases 14 to 1846 code for a protein of 610 amino acids. Gene Ontology annotation, molecular function: RNA binding.
UCCCUCUCCCAACAUGGCGGCCUCAGCAAAAAAGAAGAAUAAGAAGGGGAAGACUAUCUCCCUAACAGACUUUCUGGCUGAGGAUGGAGGGACUGGUGGAGGCAGCACCUAUGUCCCCAAACCAGUCAGCUGGGCUGAUGAAACAGACGAUCUGGAAGGGGAUGUUUCAACCACUUGGCAUAGUAAUGAUGAUGAUGUGUAUCGGGCACCUCCAAUUGACCGUUCCAUCCUUCCCACUGCUCCACGGGCUGCUCGGGAACCCAAUAUCGACCGGAGCCGUCUUCCCAAAUCUCCACCCUACACUGCUUUCCUAGGGAACCUGCCCUAUGAUGUGACAGAAGACUCCAUUAAGGAAUUCUUUAGAGGAUUAAAUAUCAGUGCGGUGCGUUUACCGCGUGAGCCCAGCAAUCCUGAGAGGUUAAAAGGUUUUGGUUACGCUGAGUUUGAGGACCUGGAUUCCUUGCUCAGUGCCUUGAGCCUCAACGAAGAGUCUCUAGGUAACAGGAGAAUUCGAGUGGACGUUGCUGAUCAAGCACAGGAUAAAGACAGGGAUGAUCGUUCUUUUGGCCGAGAUAGAAAUCGUGAUUCUGACAAAACAGAUACAGACUGGAGGGCCCGUCCUGCUGCAGACAGCUUUGAUGACUACCCGCCUAGAAGGGGUGAUGAUAGCUUUGGAGACAAGUAUCGAGAUCGUUACGAUUCAGACCGAUAUCGUGAUGGGUAUCGGGACAGUUACCGUGAUGGCCCACGCCGGGACAUGGAUCGAUACGGGGGCCGAGAUCGCUAUGAUGACCGAGGUGGCAGAGACUAUGACAGAGGCUACGAUUCCAGGAUAGGCAGUGGCAGAAGAGCGUUCGGUAGCGGGUACCGUAGGGAUGACGACUACAGAGGAGGCGGGGACCGCUAUGAAGACAGAUACGACAGACGAGAUGACCGGUCGUGGAGUUCCAGAGAUGCUUACUCUCGGGAUGAUUAUAGGCGGGAUGACAGAGGUCCCCCCCAAAGACCCAAACUGAACCUAAAGCCUCGGAGUACUCCUAAGGAAGAUGAUUCCUCCGCUAGCACCUCCCAGUCCAGUCGCGCAGCCUCUAUCUUUGGAGGAGCAAAGCCUGUUGACACAGCUGCUAGAGAACGAGAAGUAGAACAGCGGCUACAGAAGGAACAGGAGAAACUGCAGCGUCAGCUGGACGAGCCAAAACUAGAACGACGUUCUCGGGAGAGACACCCAAGCUGGCGAAGUGAAGAAACUCAGGAACGGGAACGAUCAAGGACAGGAAGUGAGUCAUCACAGACUGGGACCUCAGCCACAUCUGGCAGAAAUGCACGAAGAAGAGAGAGUGAGAAGUCUCUAGAAAAUGAAACCCCCAAUAAAGAGGAAGACUGUCAGUCUCCAACUUCUAAGCCUCCCAAACCUGAGCAGCCUCUAAAGGUAAUGCCAGCCCCUCCGCCAAAGGAGAAUGCUUGGGUGAAGCGAAGUUCUAACCCUCCUGCUCGAUCUCAGAGCUCAGACACAGAGCAGCAGUCCCCUACAAGUGGUGGAGGGAAAGUAGUUCCAGCUCAACCAUCUGACGAAGGAUCAGCAAGGAAAGAUGAAAAUAAAGUAGAUGGGGUGAGUGCCCCAAAAGGCCAAAGUGGGAACUCCAGCCGUGGUCCGGGAGACGGAGGGAACAGAGACCACUGGAAGGAGGCAGACAGGAAAGAUGGCAAAAAGGAUCACGACUCCAGAUCUGCACCUGAGCCAAAGAAAGCUGAAGAAAAUCCAGCCUCGAAGUUCAGUUCGGCAAGCAAAUACGCUGCUCUUGCCAUUGACGGUGAAGAUGAAAAUGAGGGAGAUUACACCAAAUAGACCUCUGCAUUCUGUGCUUUCUCCUAGUCUCUCUCCACCCUGGAACAUUCGAGAGCAAAUCAAACCUCUAUCCAGACAAGACAAAAUAAACCUCACCAUCUCCUGGA